Molecule: messenger RNA, 3819 nt
Organism: Parnassius apollo (apollo)
Lineage: Eukaryota; Metazoa; Arthropoda; Insecta; Lepidoptera; Papilionidae
Source: the annotation of a GenBank genome assembly
AUGUCGUCGCGUACAGGACACCGCGGAACGUCCGUGGCGACUAGCCAGCGGAAAUUUCGGUCUCGAUCCGCACCAAGGUACGAUAUGGAGAAGAAAGCCAAGAAGAAAGAGCUCCGGGCGUCAGGAGCCAACAGCCUGGUCUCCAUACCCAACAGCAUGAAACUAAUGAUGCUCAACAGUGGCCUCAUAUCCUUUGACCGGGUGACGUUUAGACCAGAGACGGACGAAAAUGGUUCGAUAUCGGAAACUAUACCCGACCGGCCGGUUGAAUUGAAGAACUUUCCGAAGCUUUGCGAACAAAGAAGAAAAUUUCCUGUUUUAUACAAACUUGAAUUCCAGACUGCAAUAAAGGUAGAAACACAUUCUUGCCGUCACGCAACAAAGAAAACAAAUUUACAUAAAAAUCAAAACCAGAAGGUUAUACCAUACGACUACAAUAGAGUGGUGCUGGAAACAGUAGACCGUGAACCAGAUUCUGAUUAUAUCAACGCUUCGUACAUAGACAGUACAUUAAAGCCAAACGCUUACAUAGUAACACAGGGGCCAACUGAGGAGACUGUAGUGGAUUUCUGGCGCAUGAUUUGGCAGGAGAGGGCUGCUGCAAUAGUGAUGCUAACCAAAACUUUUGAUUUCAUAAAGGUUAUGUGUGUUCAAUACUGGCCGCCUAGUAAAGAAAAAGAUGAGAAGUAUGGUGACAUCAGUGUUGGCAUCGUACAAGAAGAAGAGUUGGCGAACUUCCACAUCCGUACAUUUAGGCUCUAUAAGAGCGAAAAAGAUGUUAUUGUAGAAGAGCGCUACAUUCUGCAGUUUCAUUAUACUCAAUGGCACUCUCAUACAUGCCCCUUCAGCAACGCGUUACUUGAGUUUAGACGGCGGGUAAGGGCUGUCGUCGGAAGAAGGUUGGCAACAAACACAGCUGCGGGUCCAAUGGUAGUUCACUGCAAUGAUGGAGGAGGACGCUCAGGUGUGUACUUAGCUAUCGAUGCAAAUCUAGAACUAGCCGAAGAAGAAGACUGCUUUGAUGUAUUUGGAUAUUUGAAGAAAUUGCGUCAAUCUCGUAAAGGACUUAUAGAAAAUGAGGAGCAAUACAAAUUCGUAUAUGAUACGUUAGAGGAACACGUCGUUUGUGGUAUAUCAUGGUUCCCAGUGUCUGAACUUUCCCAAAGAUUGAAACAGAAAUCUCAAAGAGAUCCAGUCACUAAACUUAAUGAAUAUCAAAAGGAAUAUCAACAAAUCUGUAAACAGACUCCAAGAUUCACCAUUGGUGACUGUGCUGGUGGUCAUAGGGGAGAUAAUAGAGAAAAAAACCGCGACGUAUUAGUAGUUCCACCCGAUAAUUUUCGUCCAUACUUGACGUCCUUCCAAGGAAAUAGUUUUACUGACUAUAUCAAUGCUGUAUUUGUCGAUGGUUAUACCAAGCCCCGGGAGUACAUAGUUACAGAAUGGCCUUUAAUAAGAACUCAAGGAGAAUUUUGGUCCUUGGUUUAUGAUUAUGAAUGUGCUGCAGUAGUCGUGUUAUGCGUUCCUCCUAAAAACUCUCAACAAUAUCCUCCAUUUUGGCCAGAAGGUCGACAUUCUAAGAAAUACGGUCCAGUGUUCACAAUAGAUCAUGUUUCUCACAACCAUUAUACGAAUAUCAAAACAUGGAUAUUUAGAAUUAAUAAAAAGAUUGUCUCGCUUACGGAGUUAAUGGCUGGUGUAAAGGCUCCCCCAAAAACGGUGCAGUUGUUCCAACUAACAUGUUGGCCAAUGGGCCAUAAAGUACCUUCUUCCACCAACUCACUUGUAGAACUCAUGAAUAUGGUAGAACGGUGGCGACAGCGUACUGACUAUGGCCCGGUUUGUGUUGUGUCACCGGAUGGAAGAAGUCGCGCGGGUGUGUAUUGCGCAGCGAAUGCCUGUAUCGAACAAGUGAUCCAACACGGCGAAGUGGAUGUGUUCCAAGCCGUCAAAACCGUACGACGUCAUCGGCCACAACUUGUCGAAAACAUGACCGAAUACAAAUACUGCUAUGAUCUCGUGCUACACUAUGUGUUGCACUAUUUAAACAAAGAUAUGAAUGAAAAGAACCCUACAGCAGUUCCACGCGAUAAGCGCCAACAGCGCCCCUUACGUCCUCGUCGUGGUUUGUCACUUGAUCGACUUCUCCCUUCUGCCUCACGUCCACCGCUGCCACAUGCUGCUACAGUUGAAGCUCCUCGUCGGCCACGUCGUGACAGACCACCGCUACGACGCUCUAUACGCCUCGAAGACGAAGGAGCAGCUGAAGAACGUCGUCGCGUAUUUGGUCAUGGCCCUCGUGCCCCUUCCUUUGACGAAGGCGAUGUAAGUGAUCAUGACGUAGAGUGUGAAUGUCGUAGAUCACUCGAGCGUUCGGGACCCUCCGCCGAAACGCAAGAAGAUGAAGACGAAUACGAACCAGAGUUUGUCACCUCCCCCCCAAUUGAAACUUUACCUAAAGCUUAUCCGCACAUGCGUGGUGUUUCCUCGGACCGUGUACUUGACAGGAGGGAUGGUGCACUUGGUCCCCGAGGGCCUGCACGAGCUCAAUCACAAGGUAUCUUCGAGCGCCGGUUGCCAAAAAUAUAUAAACUAGGCUUGAUGGAUAAAUCAAAGCGAGCAAGUUCCAGUGCACUUUAUGAGCGUACCGAUCAAUCUCCUACUGAAGCGUUUUACAAUGCUACCGGAUCAACACGCCUAAGCUCACAGGAGCUUUUUGAGAAAUUUUGUUCCGAAGACUUUACCUCACUUUACGGCCGAGAAGAUGAUCGACGUUACCGUCCACCGCAUUCAAAAUCAACAGGUAGUAGUGGCUCAGAUGUACGACAUGAGCGCACUUGUUGCAAACGAGUGCCAUGUGGCUCUCAACCUGCACUUACUCGGCGUCAAAUAUACCAUGCCCCUCGUUCUGAUUUGUCAACCGACUCAGAAGAAACAUCGCCACGACGAACUGGUUUACGUCCUCUACCACUUGAAAGUAGCACUCAGACAUCAGAAGAUUGUUCACGGUCUGCACCUCUUCUAAGUCCAGACAGGUUUGAACAGCGCUUCACAUUUGAUAUAUCAGAGAGAAGUGAAGUCACUUCUAAUCGUGAUGAAACUCCAUCGGAUGCUACUGAAACAAGAAAUCUAACUCUAUAUGAAGAGCCUUAUUCCGAUCGCACAAGCUUAUGUGAAUUAUAUGAUGCAGCUUUUACGUCCCAUAGACCAUCUUUUCGACGAGAUGGGUCAAAACAUCGUGUGGGGCCAUUUGACUUAAGUGCCCUAGAUUUUCGGCCAAUUGAUGAUGAAAGCCCGCGGGUCAGUAGACGCACAUCACAACGCAGCGUUGAUGACACUUUUCGUCAAACCUCAGAAUCACGUAGUUGGCCUUCAGAAUCGGUUUUUGCAACGCCAGAACGACAUGCUCCUGAUACAUCACCGUCUUCGACUGGUACGCGACGCUAUCUGUCAGUUCAAGGUGAUUCUCCUCGCGCGGAUUCUGCUGCAGCUGACUCUACCCUUGCAGAAACGACAGUUGCCGAAGAACUACCUAGCGUAAUAGAACGUUCUGAAUACGCACUAGCUCUGAAACUUGGACGAAUAGAUUUAGACGAAACGCCAGCGCGGCCAGCGUCUACUCCCGCAGCUGAUAGUGCAAGGCUAUCUAGUAGACCGUCAAUGCAUAAGCUUGAACCCAUAGAGCCCGAACGACUUUGCGGAGCUGGGGGCAGCGAAAGCGAAGCUGAAAGCACGCGUACAAAUUUGCCAGUCGUAGCACCGAAACGAAGGCGCGGUGCAAGUGAACCACGCCGUUCAGCGCGAUGUUUUCCACUCUGA